Podarcis muralis (Common wall lizard) is the source of this 1901-nucleotide messenger RNA. RefSeq names its product jumonji domain containing 8 (gene JMJD8). Gene Ontology annotation, molecular function: cis-regulatory region sequence-specific DNA binding. Gene Ontology annotation, cellular component: nucleus. NCBI's taxonomy places the organism in Eukaryota, Metazoa, Chordata, Lepidosauria, Squamata, Lacertidae. The record is from RefSeq and is a predicted model, not a curated record.
CUGCUGGGUAAUGUAGUCCUUCCGUCUUUCCUGCGCUGCUACAGCUGGGAUUAAUUUUUGCACAUUUCCAACUUGGAAAGCGGCCAGCGUCGCGAGAAAUAAUGUUGGGUGUUGCCUGGCUGGAAAGUUGAGAGGUUCUUACGGUGAUUACUCCGUUUCCCGGAGUGGCUGCAACGUACGGACUACAAUUCCCAGAUCCAAAGGGGCGAGGAAGGGUUGCCCGUUCCAGGGGGCUUGGCGAGAUCUCCCAAGGCACGAGCGCCCGGCGCGGUAAAAGGAAGGCGAGGUAAAGCGGGAGGGAUGGAGACGCAGAUGCAGCUGAGCACCUGGCCUUAAAGCAUUUUUCCUGAAGGAGGUUGCUCUCAAGGUUCUCCCACUGCAGCCUCAGCCUGCAAAGGAUCACUGCUUGGAAUGACAGAUGUGUAGGAUUUUGGAGCAGAUGGGACCCAGGGGCCAGCGCUUUUUGCUCUUCCCCUUCUUGAUGCUCAUCCUUCUGCCUGGAUAUUUAGCAUUGCUGGACACUGAUGGAGGCUGGUUGACAAGCAGCCACUCUGCGUUAAUGGAAGAAGACAGCUGUACCAUUGAGAGGAGGGAUGCCACACUAACCUACUCCCAGUUCAUUGAACAGUAUGCCUUCUCUCGGCCAGUUAUACUCCAAGGAAUAACAGACAACUCGGAGUUCCAGGCCCAAUGUACCAAGGACAAGCUGCUGACCAGGUUUGGGGACCGCCCUGUCCGACUUAGCACCGCCAACACCUAUUCUUACCGCAAAGUUGACCUGCCCUUCCAGGAGUAUGUGGAUCAGUUGCUGGAGCCGCAGGACCGGACCUCUUUGGGGAGUGAAACACUCUACUUCUUUGGGGACAACAACUUCACGGAGUGGGGCCCUCUCUUCCAGAAGUACACCCCGCCACCCUUCCGGAUCCCAGGCACCACUGGAGCCUACAGUUUUGGGAUUGCAGGCCCCGGCUCGGGAGUCCCGUUCCAUUGGCACGGCCCAGGUUACUCAGAGGUGAUCUUCGGCAGGAAACGCUGGUUUCUGUAUCCUCCAGAGAAAAUGCCAGAGUUCCAUCCCAACAGAACAACACUGUCUUGGUUGUUGGAUACAUAUCCCUUUCUGCCAUCGUGGGAGAAGCCUCUCGAGUGCACCAUCCACCCCGGAGAGGUCCUGUACUUCCCAGACCGAUGGUGGCAUGCUACCUUGAAUCUGGACACCAGCGUUUUCAUCUCCACGUUCCUGGGUUAGCAGAUCUGCAUGGUGGCUCCUCCUUGGCCUUCUUGCCACCACUCCUGUGAUGGUGUACGAAGAAGCAGGAUUUGUCGACAACAUUUGGGGAAUCUGGGGCUAGUGAUGGUGGGGCCACCCCAGUCUCUCAUUGGAUCAUAGCACAGAAUUAAGGAGAAGGCAGGUGGUGGUCUGCUAGUGGACUUCCCAAUGUUUUGGACAACUCCCAUGAUCCUUGCCCACUAACAAUGCUGGCUAGGGCUGAUGGGAGUCAUGAUCCCCUCCAGAUGUUUGGACAAUGUUACCUACCCCUCCUCUGAAAGAUGACUUGCUGUAGCCUUUUCUAAUCUGGAACCUACUAGACUGCAACUUCCAUUAGCCUUGACCACUGGUUCUGUAGGCUGGGUCUGAUGUGGGGCGUUGUAGUCCAACAUAAUCUGGGGAGCCAUGGGUUUCCCCAUUCCUGGGUAAAAAAUGGACAAGAUGAUGAUGAAUCAGAAAUUUCCAGUGACCACCCUUUGUAAUAGGCAGGUCCUCUAAUUAUAGCCUUACAUUCCAGGAAGGAAAUGUGACUUCCGAAUGACUUAAGAGCUUAAAAUUUGAGAGCUCUUGGAUGAAGUUAAAUAGGCUGUUUGCAUGUAGUCACCUGUGAUAAACAACAGUAGGGUGCUCUUUA